Messenger RNA from Linum trigynum, 4432 nucleotides. The record is from the annotation of a GenBank genome assembly. Lineage: Eukaryota; Viridiplantae; Streptophyta; Magnoliopsida; Malpighiales; Linaceae.
GUCCAGAUUUGGUUAUUGAUGGAUGCAUAACUCAUGGUUAUGCACGCUAUCUUGAGCCUUUUUUUCCCCUCUUGCAUCUAUCUCGUUCCCUUCGCUAGAAAAACGACGACAACUCUCAUCUCCUUUUCUUUCCUUUCUCCUCCAAACCCACGAAUCCCCCAAACCGAACCAAAAAGGGCUUCACCUUCUUCUUCUUCUUCUUCUUCUGUUCGAUUUACCCCUCUCCCUCUCUUUACUUCUGGAAACAAACGAGCGAAGCGAAGACAAUACUUUUGCCGGCGGCGACUGGAGUCGAACACCGCCGACGUUGACAAUGACGACGACGGGAGACGCCGUUUCACAACGGCGACGAAGCUGAGUGGUGAUUUUUUUUUUAUCUUACAUGGCGAUCUCUCUGAGGGUUUCGUUUGAUUCUGGUUUUGGGAAGUUAUACCUGAGGUUUUCUUUCAUUUCUGGUUUUAAUGGCAGACGAAGGAGGAAGAGAAGGCCGACGACGAGGAGGGGUGACGCCGUUUCACCACGGCGACGAAGGUGAAUGGCGAUUUGUUUAUGUUACAUAUCGAUUUCUCUGUGGUUUUCAUUUGAUUCUGUUUUUGGGAAGUUAGAUCUGAGUUUUUCUUUGAUUUAACCUUCCUUCGAUAUGACUUGGUUAGGAAUCUCAAAUUUGGUUGAGUUAUGGAUGGUUUAGAUUUAGUAGAAUCGCUAGAUCUGUCCUAUCAUACCAAUUAAGGGGUCGUUUGCUUCAAGGAUUUGGUACAUGGAUUUGGUACCAAAAAAUCAAUUAUCAAGGAUUUAGGUACAAUCCGUUGUUUGCUUGCACCUUUUUUAGAGACCAAAUCCGUGGGGCCCACGAAUUUUAAGGGUCCAAAUCCGUGGACCCCACGGACUUAUAAAUCCCACAUGUUGAUGUGGGAUUUGGAAUAUGGCAUAAAUUCUUGAUGACAUUUUACCCAUAUACCCUCAUGCACUUUUAAUAUUCCAAGGUUGCCCUCAAAUUUAACUAUUAUACAUUAUAAUUAACAAUAAAUGAAUAAUAUAAACGUUCAAUUAAUGUGCAAACAUGAGUUAGAAGUUAAAACGGAAUUUUCUCGUUUAUUAUUAUUGUCCAUGUGGCAACAUUAUUAUUGUCCAUGUGGCAACAUUACGUUAAAAGUUAAAACGGAAUUUUCUCGUUUAUUAUUAUUGUCCAUGUGGCAACAUUAUGCUUAUUAAUAUGUAUUGUCCUUGUUUUGUGUACAUAUCAUAAACAUGUCAAACAUAUAGAAAAUGAUAGUAAGGUAAUUUUGAAGUUUUGUCCUUGUUUUGUGUACAUAUCAUAAACAUGUCAAACAUAUAGAAAAGGGCAAUAAUGUAAUUUUUGACUUCAAGUAAUAAAUCCCACACCUUUAAAUCCAUGAUAAAAACAUCCCAACAAACAAAGGAUUGUUACAAAUCCAUGAUGCCUCAAAUCCUUGAUAAAUCCUUGGGUUUUUAAAUUACAAAACCCUCGUUUAUAAAUCCAUGAAGCAAACGACCCCUAAAAUAAGUUUACCCAACUGAAUGGUUUUCGAUUCAUGUUACAUGAGUUUGAAUGAUUCUAUAUUUCUGAUGGCUUUAAUUUUAUCCAAGAUUCAGAUUGCUGGGUUGUGGAUUUUGGGUUUCGGGUUCUGGUCGUUGUUCCUAUGUUUUGGUCCGGAUAUGGGUUUGUACAUGCUCACCUUUGAUAUAAGGAGGAUAUUCUUGUUCGACUUGUUUACCAUUAAAAAAUCUGAAAUCCAGGGAGAAAGAAUGUCUGGUAAAUGUUGCGUGGUGACCGGAGGCAGGGGCUUUGCCGCCAGGCAUUUGGUGGAUAUGCUCAUCAGAUCAGACAAGUUCCUCGUUCGGAUAGCUGAUCUACCUCCCGCCAUCGACCUCUCCCCGGAGGAGGAGAAUGGAGACCUCGGUCGUGCAUUGGAAUCCGGCCGCGCUUCCUACGUCUCUAUGGAUCUCCGCAACAAGCCCCAAGUCCUCCAAGCUCUUAAAGGAGCCGAGGUUGUUUUCCACAUGGCGGCCCCGCAUUCAGGUAUCAACAACUAUCAGCUCCACUAUUCAGUCAACGUGGAAGGGACCAAGAACGUGAUUGAUGCUUGCGUCGAGCUUAAAGUGAAGAUCCUAAUCUUCACUAGCUCUGCUAGUGUGGUUUUUGAUGGGAUUCAUCCAAUCUUCAAUGGAGAUGAAGCAUUGCCGUAUCCACCCAAGCCUCUUGAUUCCUACUCCGCGACUAAAGCAGAAGCGGAGGCUGCUGUUCUUAAGGCAAAUGGUACUAAUGGGCUUCUUACUUGCUCCUUACGUCCUAGUAGCAUAUUUGGUCCUGGAGAUAAAUUGUUUAUUCCUUCUCUUGCUGAGUCGGCGAGGGCUGGCAAAUCCAAGUUCUUAAUUGGUGAUGGUAACAACGUCUACGACUUCACGUAUGUUGAGAAUGUGGCACAUGCUCACAUAUGUGCUGAACAAACUUUGUCAUCAUCAGGGGAGGCUGCAGAGAAAGCUGCAGGGCAGGCAUAUUUUAUAACCAACAUGGAGCCUAUCAAGUUUUGGGAGUUCACUGGAAAUGUUUGUGCAGGUCUUGAUUAUGAGAGGCCAAGGAUCAAGGUUCCUGCUGUUGCUGUAUUGCCAGUUGCUCAUGCAAUUCAGUGGGCAUAUAAUCUACUCGGCACAUAUGGGAUGAAGCUCCCAGUGCUGAUUCCUUCAAGAAUUAGGCUUCUUUCUGGCAACCGAUCAUUUAGUUGUGCAAAGGCUCAUGAACGUCUUGGCUAUACACCAAUUGUAUCACUCGAGGUUUGGCAACAUUCUGCUGUGAUUCAAUUUCUUUAUUUAGUGCAAACAAGGGCUUGGUCCAGUGUUAUUGUCAUUGGUCUUGAACCUGGAGGUCUCAUGUUCGAGUCCCUUCAGUAGCACCUAAUUAAAAAAACUAACAUAUAUCAUCCUUAUAAAAAGAAUUCUCUAUUCAGUGAUGUUAUGCAUUGUUUUGUGAAUAAAGGAAAUUAUCCUUGUACAACUUCCACAAAAGUUGGAUAGUAUAAAAUUACGAAGUUCAAUCACCUCCAGAUGUCCUAACUUAUUACUGUGAAAUUGUUAAAUAUCUCUUCAACGUAAAUAAGUGUCCGUCAAACUGUUUUUCCAUGCAAACCCAGUCUUGGUAUACGGAGCUUGGUCUCAUUUAAUCCGCAUGGUGAAAUAAUAAGUCUGUUUUUCACAUUUCCUCUCUUGGGUCAGACUAAUUGUGCUUUAAUGUCUUUGUAUAACUGGUCUCCGAGCUUAUAAUUACCCUGUUUAUUUGCUGUGCCAGCUAAUAAUAUAUAUUAACAGCUACAAGUGGAGGCACAUAAAUAAGAAACAACUUAUACAGCAGUACCUGUGCAGUUGAGUUUAUCUUUUUCGAUUGCAGGAUGGUUUGAAAAGGACUAUUGAGUCAUUUUCACAUCUUAAUGCUGAGAAUCAACCUAAAAGAGAUGGGCCAUCUAAGGCUUCAUUAUAUCUUAGAAAUGGAAGAGGUAUGAUUGUUAAAUUAUUUGCUAUAAUUGUUAGAGUGUGUCUUUCACGUUGUGCCAAGAGGGAGAAACAAAUGUGCAGACUGGGUCAUGAAAUUCAGAGCUAAUUGGACCUUCCUAAUUAUUGAAUUCAUAUCUAGAUCUCUUUUACCACCUGAUGUAAUAUACUUAGCUUGUACUUCAACCGCAGUUACAAAUGUGAUGGAAACCCGACUAGUGGUGCCGGAGCCCUUUUGUUUUUUUUACUAUUAUUAUUUUGUUGAGUUAUUUUUCAGAACAACUAUUUAAGGAUUAAGACAUUGUUAUUUUAGAUGAUGAAAGAACAAUAUUGAAUAUGUAAUUUCUCAACUCUCCUUCUCUUCUCUUCCUUCCGCUUCUUCCCCCAAAUUCCCUUAUCAAUUCUGCCUCAAUUGCUAAUUUCUCUUCUCAAUCCCUAAUACCUGUCAUUGCAAUUAUCAUUUGCAGUUGCUGACACACUACUUUGGAAGGAUACCAAGAAGACACUCAUCGUGUUGCUAGUUCUAAUGGGGAUUUACUACAGUUUCAUUUCGUCUAAUUCUACCAUUAUUACUGCGACUUCAAAGCUUCUCUUGAUGGCAGCAAUUUUUCUAUUCGUCCACGGCAGAUUACCUGAGAAAAUGUAUGUCCCUUAUCUCUUCCUUUCAGUUCAGUCCUAUGUUGAUUUUCGUGCGACUAUAAGUGUGCAGUUGCCAUUGAUUUGAUGUCUUUGGAUGGGUAUCGCUGGAUGCACAACCCAUUUGCUUCUUACUGCCUUAAAGUCUAGAACAAGCAGCUUUGAGUUUGACCAACAGAAAAGUAUGAUUUGUGUUUGUAUUAUACUCCAAUCUCUUGGUGUAAAUUUGGAAGGUAGACUAUUCUUCAUCUAGAUUAAAUGCAGCGCUAACUAAUAUAAAGCCACAUUGAAU